AUGCAAAUGGAAUCUUCAUCUGCUACCAAGUUCCGGUUCCGAGACCACUCACUCCCGAUGUCUCGAAACUCGAUACACUCUUCAGAGCCGAGCUCAGACGACGUUGUUUCCGUCGUCUCACUCUCUAACUCUAAUAUCUCUGAUCAGCCGGAUGAUAACGCCAAACUUGAUAUUGAAUCUAUCACUGGAAGGGGCAUCAAACAUUUGUGUGAUGAACUUCAAGAACUCAAGGAAGCAGCAAAUUUAGAUUUACAUAAAAAUAUUUGUGCUAACUAUUCAUCAUUCCUUAGAAUACUAGAGGAAAUGACAGGAGUGGAAAAUGAGCUUGUACAACUAGAAAAUCACUUUUUUUCGCAUCAAUUUUUGGUCAAGGAUCUUAAAGAUCGAAUAUAUCCUAAAAUAUUGUCUAUAAACUUAACCAUUGAAGAAUCUUUAGAUUUUGUUGUACCAUCUCCACCGAGGGAGUUAGAAGCUCGUAUCAAUGAUGUUUCAGAAAAGAUGGAUAUUCUCAUGUCAGAAAACAAACUAGAUGAAGCCCUUCAAGUUCUAGAAUCUGCAUACGAAGAUGAAGCUCUCUCUAGUAGCAAUGAUGAGAUACUGUUAUAUAACACGAUGAUUACUGAGAGAAAAUCCAUGAUUAUACAACAGUUGAUAGAGAUAGUUGAGAAUAAAAGAAUAGAAGGACCAGAACUAAAAAGUGCACUAACUACACUUUGCAGGCUUGGUGAUACUCAACUUGCUAUUCAUCUUCUGCUUAAAUAUUACCAUUUGUGUAUUGUAACUGGAACAAAUAAUCUGCAAUGGUCAAAUUCAUCAUUAAAUGAGAUAUAUAUCAGAAAGCUAGCAAAGUUUGUGUUUUCUAUGAUCUCACAAGCGGCUAAGAGCUUUGAGAUGUUAUGUGGAGAAACUUCUCCUUAUGCCUCAGAACUUGUGUUAUGGUCGUAUGAAGAAACAAUGUCAUUCCUUAACUGUUUUGACAACUUUGUUAAAUGCACAUCAGAAGUUAGUGUUGGAUUGUCCUCUGCCAUAAAGGCUGCGAAGUUUGCGUUUUCGUAUUGUUCUUUACUAGGUAAAAAUCAGAAACUAGUGCUGCUGUCAUACCUGGUAGAGCAUCUCUACCCCUGCAUGGAAGAGGUUUUGAAUACACACAUAAACCACUUUAAGAAAGUGAUUCCUAUAUUCUCUGCAAGUGAUUCUUGGAUUUUGGAGAAAUACAUUGUGUCUGGAGUGUUUGGUGAAGAUGGAUCUUCAACAGAACAAUCUGAUUAUUGCCUGCUAACUUCCAGUGGCAGGAAGGUUCAGACACUAUUGCAGGCGAUUGCAGAGGAUAUUUCUCCUUUAGUUGCCCUUGAAAUGGAAAAUCUUGUCACUAGUGGACUCAAGAACCUCUUUAUUGAGUAUAUUAUCAUACUUGAAAAAGCCCUUACAAGUGAAGUGGAUCAAGAUAGUCCUAGAAUCAAGUUAGCUGAGUCACUGUCACAGCAGGUUUCUAUUUUGGCCAAUUUGUCAACAUUAGUGCAGUUUCUCUCUACUACGGUUAAAGGUAUCUUUAGCAGCAGAAUUAGUAAUAACGUGGAUUCACAAGAAGUGAAGAACCAUUCAUUUGUUCAUCAGCAUCAAGAACUUCAUGACUUCCUGUUGUUUAUUGAAGAGAGCUCCGUUAAGUUGAGAAAUGUAUUCUGCCAGCAAUUAAUUCUCAGAAUGUUGUCUACUUGCUGCAGCCAUGAAAUAUUUGCAGCUAUGCACUACAAUGACCAGUUUGAUGCUAACACAAACCACAAUCCAAUGCCCUCUGCAAUAUUUCAGGUUUUAUUCCUAGAAUUGAGGAAAAUUGAAAAACUUGAAGAAGAAAAUGAGUUUGAAGUGAAUUGGUUGAUGGAAUUACUGAGGGAGGUGAUGGUGUGUAUGUUUAUUUUGGUUUCCAAGAACAAAGAGAUCAAUGCAACAACAGAAGAGCAUGUUAUCUUACAAAUAAAUGAGGCGAAACAGUUUAUUUUGGACGUGCAAUUCCUAGUGGAAAUUGGAAUGUAUGGCGGAUACUUCUCCACUGAUCCUUUGCUCCUUCUAACUGUCAUGAAAUCAACCUUUAACUCAGCUGGACUUGACCCUUUCAAAGAUGCAGAUAGUGAUGAUUGGGCUAUAGAUGUUGCUACAAGAACAAUUCAAAAUCUAUUGGAGAUUGAGGAAACAAGUUUACACCCAAAAGAGUCCAUACAUACCAUCAAAGACGAGUUGCAUGAACAUGGAGACCAAAUUAAGCAAUUCACGUAUGAGUAUAAUUUUUCGGAGGUAGAUGAUAAAAUUUCUUUGGAGGAUAAAGUAGACUCGGAGGAGCAUGAGUCAGAAGUUGCUAUUCAUGCAGAAACGGAUUCAUCAACAUUUAGUUCUAGGGAGGGAUCAUUAGCAGAAAGAGAUUAUGUUGAUAUAGAUGAUGUAAAUAUGAGACAACUUAGUAUCAGACAUGUGCAAUUUGAGAAUACUGAUUUUGAAAAGGUAACAUAUGCAGGAAAUGACGGAUUGACUCUCAUGCCUUCGUUGGAUGUGGUAGGACAGAGUUCUGAUCAAACUGAAUCAAAAUCAGAGAAGUGA
Molecule: messenger RNA, 2589 nt
Organism: Vicia faba (fava bean)
Lineage: Eukaryota; Viridiplantae; Streptophyta; Magnoliopsida; Fabales; Fabaceae
Source: the annotation of a GenBank genome assembly